CUUCUUCGGCGUAGAGUUUAUCUAUCCACUUGUUGAGUUCCGAAAAUUAUCAUCAUUGUCAUUCCAUGAAUUCUGUAGUGCAAAAUUAAUUAACUCCCCAGGCGCCUAAUACGCUUGAGAGAACUUGUGUAAGUGAGUUCAGUGGAGUUUGAGGAGUUGUUGGUGCAGUGAGUAUUUGAUGCCAAAGACUGCAGCUAGGUUAAUUUAGGUUGGAGCUUGGUAAAUCUUUAACAUUGAAAAAAGCAAGGUUUUUGAUUAAUAAUAUGUAUCUUUGAUGUUAGUCACCUGAAAACAGAGCCAAAAGAGGGUUUGUUUCUGCAGAUCAGGGUGAGGAGGUGACUGGGAGUGGUUUAUGGUGGCAGAGAGGAAACUGAAGAAAAACAUGAAGUUUUUCCAGGGGAAAACGAAGGAAGGCACAGAAAUGAUAGAGGAGUCAAAUGGUUUGGGUUCCAAUUAUACUUGUGAUUCUGAAAUAAUGACGGACGCGUUUGGAUUAGAAGCAGAAAUUGCGAUUAGUUACGGAUUUGAACCAGGAUCUUUGGUUUGGGCGAAAGUAAAAUCUCACCCAUGGUGGCCAGGCUACAUUUUAAGUGAAGCUUUUGCUUCACCAUCUGUACGAAAAACCAAAAGAAAAGGUCACAUAUUAGUUGUUUUUUUCGGUGAUGCUAGUUAUGGAUGGUUUGAUCCAGCUAAACUUAUUCCAUUUGAGCCUUAUUAUUCUGAUAAAUCACAACAAAUGCAAAUGAAGGCUUUCACUAAAGCUGUUGAAGAAGCAGUUGACGAGAUUCGCCGAAGAGCCGCUCUUGGGUUGGCUUGCUGCUGUAGAUUCCCUCAUAAUUUUGAACCAACGAAAAAUCAAGGGUAUUACAAUGUUGAGCUGCAUGAUUAUGAGGAGGAGAUAUAUUCUCUUAGUGAUAUUAAGAAGGCAAGAGAUGAUUUUCAGCCUGGUGAAGUACUUUCUUUUAUCCAACAUGUGGCUGUGAAUCCUCAGGGUAACGAAGAAAAGAGUAUUGAUUGGAUUAAGAAUAUUACUACAGCCCUUGCCUUACGGAGUUCAACUUAUUUGGAAGUUGAUGAGACAUAUGUUCAGGCACUUAAACAAUUCAAGGCAUCCCCUGAGAGUGAUGCAGAUCGAGAGUUGGAUCAGGAAGCUGCACUGCCUUCUCAAGCUCCUUUAAGUGGUCCUUUCGGGGUUGAUGGGGAAUUGAAGGAAAAGAAUGCUUUAGGAAGACGAAGUUCAAGGACCAAGCGAAGAAGAAUAACUACCGACUCAAAUAGUCAGUAAAGCUGACUGAACCUAAAGCUCAACCCUGCAGUGAAGGUUAUGCAGAUUCCGUGGUCUCAUCAGAUUACACCGAAAGAGAAGUAGCAGUAUAAUUUGUUUUCCAGAAGAAUUUACAGUCUAUCUCAAUGAAGACCUCACUAUCAAAGUUCUGAACAGAGUUCGAACAACUAA
Messenger RNA from Papaver somniferum (opium poppy), 1456 nucleotides. RefSeq lists its product as uncharacterized. The transcript is spliced from 2 exons. The record is from RefSeq and is a predicted model, not a curated record. Lineage: Eukaryota; Viridiplantae; Streptophyta; Magnoliopsida; Ranunculales; Papaveraceae. Bases 353 to 1285 code for a protein of 310 amino acids.